AUGACGACCUCCCGCCCCUCAUCAGUCGUGGGUAGCGAUGCAGACGGCAAACCAUCAUUCUUCCGCAAUGCAUCAAACAAAGCAUCUACAUACCAUGCGCAGAUACCAUAUCUCAGAAGGCUUCCGUUCCCGGCGAUCGCAAUUAUUAUCACGCUCAUCAUAGUAAAUCUUCUUGUUUGGGCAGCAGUUGGCAUCGUUUUGCAUUGGCAUACCCCUCUAAUCUCGACAGCAAUUCUCUCAUAUACCCUGGGAUUGCGCCACGCCCUGGACGCAGAUCACAUCUCGGCUAUCGACCUCAUGACUCGUCGUCUCAUUGCCGCAGGCCAACGACCAGUGACUGUUGGAAUGUUCUUCAGUCUUGGACACUCUACCAUUGUCAUCAUCACGUCGCUUGUGGUCGCAGGUACUGCAGCUGCUGUCUCAGACAAAUUUGGCAAUUUUGAGCGCGUCGGUGGCAUCAUCGGAACUUCCGUUUCUGCAGCCUUCCUCUUACUCCUUGGUCUCAUGAACAUUUAUAUUCUAUAUAAACUCAUCGUACAGUUGCGAAAGAUGAUCGCAAGCGAUCCUGGCAGCGAACACGACGAGUUUAAAAUUCAGGGCGGAGGAUGUCUCUUCCCAAUCUUGCAGAAGCUCUUUAAGUUGGUCGAUCGACCCUGGAAGAUGUACCCUCUUGGUGUGCUCUUUGGUCUGGGAUUCGACACUUCUUCUGAGAUCGCUAUCCUAGGCAUCAGCUCCAUCCAAGCCACGAAAGGAACAUCGAUCUGGCUCAUCUUGAUCUUCCCGCUGCUUUUCACAGCCGGCAUGUGCCUUCUCGAUACUACGGAUGGCGCGCUAAUGAUGAGUUUGUAUACGAGCACACAAUUAGCGCGCGAUCCCAUUGCGAUCUGCUACUACAGCAUUGUGCUGACGGUUAUUACUGUCAUUGUUGCGACUAUUAUCGGAACGGUGCAGUUCUUGAACUUGGUGCUCAACGUUGCCGAGCCACAUGGCAAGUUUUGGGAGGGCGUCGAAAAGCUUGGUGAUGCUUGGGAUAUAGUUGGCGGAGCCAUAUGUGGCACAUUCAUCGUGUUCGGUGGUCUCAGCGUUUUGUUGUACAAGCCUUGGAGACGACGCGUCGAUAGGAAAAGAGUCAAGAACGCGCACUUUGAGGCAUUACCGCAAGAAAACGAUACUGCUGGCCUGGAUGAAGAAGAACCUCGGGAAGUACUUGCUUCGACUACCACCCAUACGAAGGAUGUUGACGUAAACGUCGAGUCUGUUGAGACUACGGGUGUGGCUGGCCCUGCGCAUCGCUGA
This is a messenger RNA of Alternaria atra, 1296 nucleotides long. RefSeq lists its product as uncharacterized. Gene Ontology annotation, cellular component: plasma membrane. The record is from RefSeq and is a predicted model, not a curated record. Bases 1 to 1296 code for a protein of 431 amino acids. Gene Ontology annotation, biological process: nickel cation transmembrane transport. The transcript is spliced from 3 exons. Lineage: Eukaryota; Fungi; Ascomycota; Dothideomycetes; Pleosporales; Pleosporaceae. Gene Ontology annotation, molecular function: nickel cation transmembrane transporter activity.